AUGGCGAGCGCAGCAGCUGGCGAGCCAGCUGUCGUCGACCUCACCGACCCACCACUGCUGUCCGAGACACCCGAUCCUCUUACCUCGCUCGGCGCCCUCGCCUCCGCUCUCGACUGUUACGACGACGAUGUCCCGGCGUUCCUAAACACCAUCCUCGCGCCGCACCUGGCCCCAGCUCUGCCGUCGGGCCAGAUGGCGCCUGACCUCGGCCCCAUAGACCGGCAGCUAACCGAGUUGCUGACCCGCCUCUCCCUCCUUUCGCAGGACACGUCCAGCGCGCUUGAGCAGAGCAUCCACGACAUCAGCCGCAACGUCCCGCGCCUGACGUACGACCUGCAGUUCAUGCGCGAGAGCGCCGUAUCCCUCCAGUCCUCCCUGCACCUUGUGCAGGACAGAGUAGCGCGGCAGGCAGCGCCGGCGGAGGUGGAGGGCGACGAGGCUCGAACCCACCGCGCCCUGGAACGACUGGGCCACCUCGACAAGCUGAAGACGCGCAUGGAGAGCGCGCGCGAUAUCCUCGCCGAGGCCGAGAGCUGGAGCACGCUCGAGGGCGAGAUCACGAGUCUCGUCGCCGAGAAAAGCUGGACCAAGGCUGGCGAGCGGCUCGCCGAGGCCGCAAAGAGCCUGCGCGUCUUCCAGUCCGCCGAGGGCGAGUACGAGAGCAAGUCUUCCCUGCUUGUGUCGCUGCAGAACGAGCUCGAGACCGCCCUCAGUGCUGCUCUCAAGGACGCUAUCGCUCGCGUUGACACACGCGAGUGUGCAAGCUUCCACGACGUGUUCCGCAUGAUGGACCGCGGCAGCGAGUUCCAGAACUACUACUUUGCCGCACGGCGUGCGCCGAUCUCCAAGGCAUGGGCCGAGGCCGUGCUCUCCGACGCCGACGACCCCUCCUCAGAGGAGGACGGUGUGCUGUUCGCCACUUUCCUACCACGUUUCUACGCUACUGUCCUGACCACAUUGAAUGCUGAGAAGGCGCAGAUUGCAGCCAUCUUCCCCGCGGAGUCGACCGCCAACGUGCUCGGCUCGUUCUUCCAGGCUGCACUCGACGACCUUUCGCCGUCGAUGGAUUCUCGCCUCUCCGCAAUCGCCGAGUACCACGGCGCGCAGGCGCUGCCUGAACUCAUCCGCACCUUCAAGGCGACCGAGGAGUUCGGGCACUCCGUUCAAGGUGUUAUGGACAAGCUGUCGGGUCUCGACCGCCGCGUCUCGCAUGUCAGUGGCAGCCUCUCCCCAGCAGGCCCUGCAUCCCCAGCCGCGCGCUCGCGGCGCGAACCCAGCUUAUCUAGUCCGUCCUUCGCCUCGCCACACCCGCGUCAUAUGAGUGUCUCGCAUCGGUUCUCCCGCACUUUCUCGUUUGCGCCGGAGGUCUCUUCGCCAACGGGAUGGGAGAGCAGCCUCUACGAGCCCUUCCUUGACCUCCAGGUGUCCUAUCCAUCCAUGGAGAAGAAGUACCUCGGUUAUCUGCUUGCGAAUGACCCGCCCCUCAACGGCGAGAUCAGUGAGGAGAAUCCAGCGCGCACCCUUACGAGCCGCGCGACGACGCUCUUCGCCCUGGCCGAGGACGCUGUAGGACGCUGCGUCGCGUUCACGCACGGGUACGGCGCUCUCGGGCUCCUUGAUGCGUUAGCCGGUACCGUUGCGGCUUUCCUGGGCGACAAUAAGGGUAUCAUUGAAUCGGCGCGCGCCGCUGCACGCCGUGGGGCCGGACAUGACACUCUCGACCUCGAGGGGCUCGACUAUUCCCCGCAGGACUGGGGCGCGUUCCAACUGGGGAUGCAUGUCCUCGAGGCGUGCCAGGACGUGCGCGACCGUCUCGAGUCGUUCGAGCGCAGGCUGUAUACCGCGCUAGCUGGCAUCGGCCCGACAUUGGCAGUGACGCCCGCCGACGGUCUUAUGUUCCAGCGAACAGACACGACGCUCGGCGCGAUCACCCUUAUCCAACAGAGCACGCUUAAUAGCGUCGAGCUGCACUCGCUCAUCUCUGGUCUCAGCGGCGACGCCUACCCCCUCCCCGCCGCACACGAGGCGCUCUCGUCAUUUACCAGCUCCGCCCAGGUGUUCCUCCAGAGCAUCAUCCUGCGGCCUCUCCAAAGCCACCUCGACGCGUAUCCCGCUCUUAGCGUAUGGUCGCAGCCUGAGAAGCCCGCGCGGCGCGGCGAGCUCGCCAUCCCGUCUUUCUCUCUCUCGCCGACUGACACCAUCCUCCGGGUGUCGGAGGGCCUGCUCAACCUCCUGCGCGUGUUUGAAGUAUACGCCGCGGACGACGCCCUGGCAUUCUCCAUUGAGACCCUCCCCUUCGUUGACGUCGACUCCCUGCGGGAGCUCCUUGCUCCGAAGGAGGAGGAGCGUCCAUCAAGCGCAGUGGGAAGUGGACAGGCCUCACCCGGACCAACCACUGCCGUCACCUCACUCGCGGCGGCUACAAAGCCGACACUCACGCCCGAGGCGGUCCUCUCGACCUGGGUGUCUUCGCUCGCCCUUUCUCUGCUAUCCAGCCUUACACGCACGACCCUUCCCGCCAUCCGCACACUCACUGCGCCCGGAGCGGCACAACUCACGAGCGACCUUACGUACCUCUCCAACGCGGUAAGAGCGCUCGAUGUCGAGUGGGAGGAUCUGGAGCGGUGGCGCGAGGCGGCCGAGUGCAAGGACGAAGGGGAGUGGCGGAGACGAAGCGAUGGCAAGGGCGCCUGGGUCAACGUCGGGCGGUUGAGGAGUUGGACGGCGUAG
Messenger RNA from Cutaneotrichosporon cavernicola, 2730 nucleotides. RefSeq lists its product as uncharacterized. Gene Ontology annotation, biological process: Golgi organization; retrograde vesicle-mediated transport, Golgi to endoplasmic reticulum; intracellular protein transport. Lineage: Eukaryota; Fungi; Basidiomycota; Tremellomycetes; Trichosporonales; Trichosporonaceae. The transcript has a single exon. The record is from RefSeq and is a predicted model, not a curated record. The coding region runs from base 1 to 2730 and encodes 909 amino acids. Gene Ontology annotation, cellular component: COG complex.